UCCCCGGCCCCCGGCCGCCGCACACAACUCCUCCCCUCCCCCGUGGUCGCCAUUCUUGUCUUCUCGAACCUUCUCGAACCCUAGGCGCCCCUCCUACUCCUCCACUCCGCCGCUCGUCGGACUCCGAGGAAGACCUUACCAACAUGGUGCCCGAGCCCGCAGACGAUCCGGUGCUCGCCUCUUGCAAGUACAAAUUGAACCACUUCAGAAUAAAGGAGCUAAAGGAUGUCCUGCAUCAGCUUGGACUUCCAAAGCAAGGAAAGAAGCAGGAACUAGUGGACAAAGUUAUAGCAGUAUUGUUCGAUCAGCAAGAUCGAGUCUCCAAAAUGAAUGAUUUACCAAAUAAAAAGGUAGUUGGAAGAGAAACAGUGGUGAAAAUAGUUGAGGACACUUUUAGAAAAAUGCAAGAUCCUACAAAUACUGUUGCAGCCUCAAGAAGCCAUAUUGAGUCGGGAUACAGUGCUAAGCCUAAAAAGAAAUCAGAUAAUUCUGCUGAGUUGGAUGUCAAGGUCCGUUGCCCUUGUGGUAACUUCAUGCCCAAAGAUUCUAUGAUUAAGUGUGUUGAUCCACAGUGCAAUGUAUGGCAGCAUGUUGCUUGUGUUGUUAUACCUGAGAAGCCUGCAGACAGUAUUUCUCCUGAAUUACCUCCCUGCUUUUAUUGUGAGAUGUGCCGAAUUAGCAGGGCUGAUCCUUUUUGGGUCACCGUUAACCAUCCAUUACUCCCUAUUUUAAUAGCCCCCUCGAGCAUAGCGGCAGACGGGUCAUAUACUGUACAGUAUACCGCGAGAGGCUUUCCGCUAUCAAGAGCUAAUAGAGAAAUACUGCAGAAAGCUGAAUAUGAUCUUCAGGUUUGGUGUAUCCUUCUGAAUGACAGAGUCUCGUUUAGGAUGCACUGGCCUUUACACUCUGAUAUGCAAAUUAAUGGUAAUCAUGUUAGGGUUAUCAACAGGAAACCCACACAUCAGUUAGGGGCCAAUGGUAGAGAUGAUGGUCCAGUAUUAACAGAUUACCUGAGAGAGGGACCUAACAAGAUUGCUCUAUCGAGAAAUGACUCUCGUACUUUCUGUUUGGGUAUCAGAAUUGCUAAGAGGAGAUCUCUAGAACAGGUCCUAAAUUUGGUGCCGAAGGAACAAGAUGGUGAGAAGUUUGAUGAUGCUCUUGCUCGUGUGCGUCGCUGUGUUGGUGGAACUGAGGCAAAUAAUGCAGACAGUGAUAGUGAUAUUGAAGUUGUGGCUGAUUCGGUCCCCAUAAAUCUUCGAUGCCCUAUGACUGCUUCAAGGAUCCGGAUAGCUGGUAGGUUCAAGCCUUGUGCUCACAUGGGUUGUUUUGAUCUGGAAGCUUUUAUUGAAAUUAAUCAACGUUCCCGGAAGUGGCAAUGCCCAAUUUGCCUGAAGAAUUACUCUCUGGAGAACAUAAUAAUUGAUCCUUAUUUUAAUCGCAUCACUUCUUUGAUCCAAAGCUACGGAGAAGAUACAUCUGAAAUUGAUGUCAAGCCUGAUGGUUCCUGGAAGGUUAGGGGCGGAGCUGAACUGAAAGACCUUGCACAGUGGCAUUUACCAGAUGGUACUCUCUGUGUGACCACAGAUACGAGAGCCAAACCCAACAUGGAUAUUGUAAAGCAAGAGAUUAAAGAAGAACCGUUGUCUGAAGAGCUGGGUUGUCGUCUUAAGUUGGGAAUUAGAAAAAACAGCAACGGCCAGUGGGAAAUUAGUAAGAGAGGGAAUACUGACUUGGUUCCAUCUUCUGAUAAUGAUCAUGCAAGACACUUUGAAAACAAAAACUGCACCACUCUCUCAAGUAAUAUUGAUGAUGCGGACACAGAAGAUGAAACUUAUAAUUCAGAACCAGGAGGAAAUGAUUAUCCUAUGAGCCAUGUCCAUGAUCUUGAUUCUUCUCCCACGGAUGAACAUGUUCCUCCAGAACCAAGAGAGCAGGAUAUAUUAGUUCUGAGUGACUCAGAUGAUGAUAUUGUCACGGUGUUAUCUCCUAGUGCUGUGAAUUGUGGCUCAGUACCUGACACUGGGAAUCCAUUUCCACCCAAACCACCUGAAACUUCAGGAGUGUGUGGCGAACAACAUGGUGGAUUCUCCAAUGAAACCUCAUGUCUUGCACUAAGUGAAGGUUUUGGUGAUCUGGGACUGUCAUUUUGGGAGUGUCCUCUGAGUCCUCAGGAUGAUCGUACUUACCAAAUGUUUGAUCCCAGCAUACAGGUGACAGAUAAUCUAGGUGAAGCACAAAACUACCCUGCCAAUUAUCAAUCUAAGCUUGAGCCAGUUUCUGGGGGUAAUUUGGGGGUACAAGCAGCAGCAGCAAACCCGCUGGAAGAUGGGCGUGAUGGCGCACUGCAAGCUUGUACGUCAAGUGAAAGAGAUGGUGAUGUUAGUUCGGCUAACCUGUGCGAUCAUACUCAAACAUGUCAUGAUGGCCAUUCUGACAACCGGACAUCUCUGAGCCUCAGUGGCAUCGAUGAAAGUUUAAUUAAUGGUGAAAAGAAAAGGAGGAACUCUGGAGAUGGAAUAACAGAUUUAGAUGCUUCAGUCCUCGCCAGCACGAAUGAAGAUGACCUGACUGGAGAGAUAUGCUGUGGUCCUUUCUCACCGCCGCAGCAGCAGCGUUCGGUUCGACCAAGAUUGGUACUAACUAUUGACUCGGAUUCUGAUUAGCAUAUCUACCUCUCGUUGGCUGAUCCCCAGUGUACAAUUUGAACCGGUCUCUGUGGAAUGAUCACUUGAGUUUUCUUUGUGGUCCGGGAGUGAUCGGCACAUCCUGUCUGACUUGGAGAAAGGACUUGAUGUUGGAGGAUGAAUGGAGUGCCAUGUAACAGAAUAGGUUUGCGAGCUGCCAGGCAGCGAGAAGCAGGUUGUUUUUUUGCCCCCUCUCAUUGGCCUUGGAGGUUAUGGGUUAGGUAGGUGCUAGAAUUUAGCGACAAGAACAAUAUAUAGAAGCUCAAUAGUGUAGAGAAUUUUUGUAGCAUGUCAGGAACUGAAGUGACAACAGUUGACGUAAAUAUGCGUUUUCCAUUCAUUAAUUAAAGAGAAUUUCCUGGUUUUCUUGUCCUCCCUUGGGCUUGAUAGAGAAAUGGAGAAUGUCCAGGGUUUCCCUUGUUUUUUUUAGGGAAAACAGUAGGGGAAAACUCUACUGUAGUGUAUAUAUAUUUAAAUAUAGAGAUCGAGCAGGCUGUACAGAUGGAGGAGCAGGGCUACAACUCCACUUAAAGCAAGAAAGAAGAAAAGGGAAGGACUCCAUGGGAUCAACUCUCUAGAAGUGGGAGAUUUGAUCCAUGGGUGGACUAAUGCGAUUAAGGACUCCUUGAAUCUGUUGGACUAAAGUGUUAAUUCAUCUAUGAAACCAGUCUUCCAUCCUUGUAGUGUUGGGUCUGAUGCGCCAAGCAACAAUGAUAAAGAUCUCCAUGAAAUAAGGCUGUUGCAACUCAAGAUUGGCUUUCUGAAGCAUUAGAAAGAACGACAAGUCUUGGUCCGAGCUGGUUCCAAUAGUGUUCCAACAUGUGGUGCUAAAGGAACAUUCAAAGAAGAGAUGAAAGGUUGUUUCCUCAGUGUCCGUGUUGCAAAGGACACAAAUAUAGUUGUUACCUCCAAUAUGAUAGCUUCUUUUUCUUAACAUAUUUCUAGAGUUUAGUCUGUCCAUAAAGAUAAGCUAUGUAAAGACCUUCAAUUUUUUAGAGCAAUUUGAUUUCUAAAUCCAACUGAAUGGGGUUGGCCGUGUAAUUGACUUGAAAGAAAUAGAGUAGAAUUUCCUUGAUGAAUAAGUUAUUGAUCCCCAACAGUACACCCAU
Molecule: messenger RNA, 3793 nt
Organism: Phragmites australis (common reed)
Lineage: Eukaryota; Viridiplantae; Streptophyta; Magnoliopsida; Poales; Poaceae
Product: E3 SUMO-protein ligase SIZ2-like
Exons: 16
Coding region: 144-2663 (839 amino acids)
Biological process (GO): protein sumoylation
Molecular function (GO): SUMO ligase activity; zinc ion binding
Source: RefSeq, a predicted model, not a curated record